Malassezia globosa CBS 7966 is the source of this 873-nucleotide messenger RNA. RefSeq lists its product as uncharacterized. Gene Ontology annotation, molecular function: small ribosomal subunit rRNA binding. The record is from RefSeq and is a predicted model, not a curated record. Bases 1 to 873 code for a protein of 290 amino acids. Gene Ontology annotation, cellular component: nucleolus; small-subunit processome. The transcript has a single exon. NCBI's taxonomy places the organism in Eukaryota, Fungi, Basidiomycota, Malasseziomycetes, Malasseziales, Malasseziaceae.
AUGCGGCAGAAAAGAGCCAAAGCUUAUCGUCGGCUGUUGCACCAUUAUGUACUGCAUUAUCACUUUCGAGAGCCAUAUCAAGUGCUGAUUGACCCCACGUUUGCCGAGGCGCUUGUACGAUUUCAAGUGCAUGAGCCACUCAAGCAACUUGGCUCGGUGCUGCACGGGAAAGUGAAGCCUAUGAUCACGCAGUGCUGCAUUGCAGCACUGUAUGAUGCGGAGAACCAUGCUCGUAACGAACUACAGAACUCCGACGAGCAGCAAACGUACAAACAAGCAAUUGCACUUGCCAAGACAUGGGAGCGGCGUAAAUGCAAUCACAAAGGGACACAAACGGCCGGCGCAUGUCUUGCAUCAGUGAUUGGCGAGAAGAACCAGCAUAGGUAUAUGUUAGCAGCUGAUGAUGUACAAGUGCGCCGAUCUCUGCGCCGCUCGGUGCCCGGUUUGCCCAUCGUACAUUAUUCACAGAGUGUGCUUGUACUUGAACCCAUGAGUGAUGUGACGGAGCAGCAUAUCAGGCAUAUGGAGCAAUCGAAGUCAGCACUCAGUAUCGAGGAGCAGCGCAUUCUUCAGACGCCAGCUUUCUCUCCAGCAUCUACUAAUGCAAAUGCACCAUCUCAGCCGGCAGCGCCAAAACGUAAACGGGCCAAAGGACCGAAUCCGUUAAGUGUGAAGAAGAGCAAGUCGGCCGGCAAGUCCGCGGGCAAAGCUGGGGGCCUGCCAGAAGGCUCUGCACCGAGCAAGUCUCAUGCUACACCUGCAGGUCGUUCCGGCACUUCAUCACAGUCUUACGUGUCCUCCAUAUCACAGCCCACCUCGCAGCGCCGGCGGAACAAAAAGCGUGGGCGUGGAAGCCACUCUACUGUACAAUAA